Messenger RNA from Papilio xuthus (Asian swallowtail), 953 nucleotides. RefSeq names its product mediator complex subunit intersex (gene ix). Lineage: Eukaryota; Metazoa; Arthropoda; Insecta; Lepidoptera; Papilionidae. The coding region runs from base 76 to 645 and encodes 189 amino acids. Gene Ontology annotation, molecular function: transcription coregulator activity; transcription factor binding. The record is from RefSeq and is a predicted model, not a curated record. Gene Ontology annotation, biological process: regulation of transcription by RNA polymerase II. Gene Ontology annotation, cellular component: mediator complex. The transcript is spliced from 5 exons.
GUCACAGUAUCGUUCUGUCAAAACAAUUAAAACAACACAUAAUUUCUUAAAAAAUUAUAUAUCUUUAUUUUCAAAAUGAAUCAAAUGAAUAUGCACGUCCCGAUGAAUACCGUAGGCGGUCAACCUAAUGUUGGCAUGCAAAUGCCAGUCGCUGGACCUAUCAUGCAGCAACCUUCACCACAACAAAUGCAACCAGCUAUGUCUCAACAAACACAACAAGAUAAAUUGGAUAAUAUUUCCAAAGUUAAAACUCUGAUGGGUUCACUCCGUGAAUCUUUGAAUAUGAGCUUGAAAACUGGAGCGCAAAUAUUACAUCAAAAUCAUUGCAUCGAUUCCAAUCCACAAAAAAGUCUUGACAAUCCAGUGCCAAGGUUUGAUAAAAAUUUAGAAGAAUUCUUCUCACUCUGUGAUCAAAUGGAACUGCAUUUGCGCACUGCAAUGACGUGCAUCCAACAGGCACAGUCCGCAGCGCACUACCUGCCUCUCACCGUGAACACGUCGAGACUUGACUCCGGACCACCAACACAAGAUACCCAGCUAACUUAUCCGCAGUAUCUCAAUACGGUACGUCUUCAAAUAUCCUACGCCAAGGACAUCCAUGAUACACUCGUCGCCGCCGCACAAAACAUAUCGCCCACCGAAUGAACGAAACUGUAUUCAUAAGUAAUAAUAUUAAUUAAGUGUAAUCUGUGUAUAUAAUUAUAUGUUUUUAUAAUUCUUUAUUAUAAUAUUGUGAAUCAAUGUCGCCUAAACCAUAUCAGGCGCCCGGGUGUGUAAAGCAGCACGUCUAUUGGCUAGCGCCCUCCAGGGUUUACAGGCGCCCGGUCGCCUUGUGCCCUCCAGGGCUCACGGGCGCUCGGUCGCCUUGCGCCCUCAGGUUAAGACGGCCCUGUUAAGAAUAUCUGUAUUUAUUGACUCAAAUUAUAAGUAAUAAAUUGUUUGAAAAUUAAAAA